CUCAGGUCCUAAAGAACCUAUGACAUCUUACGUUGGCCUUGAGUCUGCUGUCUUAUUGGCAAUCUUUGUCAUUCAAGCAAUCGAAUUAGGCCAUUCCAUUGCUUCGACCAAUGUAAGUUGUAUUGGUGUAGAGAGAGAAGCUCUUUUGAAGUUCAAGCAUGGUCUCACUGAUCCUUCAAGACGACUGUCGUCGUGGACCGGAGAGGAAUGUUGCAAGUGGGAAGGAGUCGAAUGCAAUGAGAAGAACGACCAUGUCGUGAAGCUCGAUCUUCAUAAUCCAUGUAUUGAAGAGAUCGAUAUUGACAUCUUCGUACCUUCAGAUAAGUGCAUGCUAGGAGGUAACAUAGUUCCUUCUUUAACUGAACUAUAGUAUCUCAAGUAUCUGGACCUUAGUGUCAACAACUUUUCAACCCAGGAAAUCCCAAUGUUUUUGGCUUCUCUUCAGAAACUGGAGUAUCUUAACCUUUCAUAUGCAGGCUUCUACGGACGUAUUCCUAGGCAACUCAAUAACCUUUCCAAAUUAGAAUACUUGGAUCCGAGUAGUGAUUUCGGUUUGGGUUAUAUAACCUCGAAUGACCUUGAUUGGGUGUCAAAAUUAUCUGCCUUGAAAUUCUUGCACAUGUCAUUUGUUGGCCUUUCGAAGGCUGAAGAUUGGUUCUGUUCUAUUAACAUGCUUCCAUCUUUGCAAUCUUUAGGAUUGAGAAACUGUGAAUUGCAACAUAUUUUUAGCUCUUCGCAAGCCAAUUUCACCUCUCUUAGAUUCCUCGACAUUGGGUUUAAUAGCAUAAGCUCUAUUCCACCAUGGAUAUAUAACUUGAGCCAGCUAGAACAUAUUGAUUUGUCUUCCAAUGAUUUUUCGAAAAGCUACCUUUCCAUGGCAAUCUUCGAGAAUAAUCGAAGGCUUGCCUAUUUUGACGUGUCUCAAAAUUUGAUGCAAGGUGAAUUUCCAAAAAACUUAAGCAGUCUUUGCAAAUUGCAAGUGGUACGAUUAUAUGGUAACAACUUCAAUGGGAAUAUCACCAGCAUUUUAGGCGGUGCUCUUGGUUGCGUGCAAAGUAAGUGGAAGAUCUUUGAGGUUUUCAACAAUGAUUUUAGCGGUGACCUACCAAAUCAAUUCGGAGAUUUCAAAGAACUAGAGCUCCUUGAUCUUUCAGGGAACUCUUUUUCUGGUUUUCUUCCUGUCAAUUUGGUUGAGCUAUCAUCUCUAAGAAACUUGCAUCUAGCAAAUAACAAAUUGAGCGGGACCAUUCCAGAGAGCAUUGGGCGACUAUCGAAUUUAAAGGAGCUCCAUUUUGCGCAGAAUUUGUUGUAUGGAGUUGUUGGCGAACUUCACUUUGAAAAUCUCAGAAACCUGACCAGUUUAGACAUUUCCUCUAAUAAGCUCAUAUUAAAUGUGAGCUCUGCCUGGGUUCCACCAUUCCAAGCUCGUGACAUAGAUUUGUCGGAUUGUAAAGUGGGACCUGAAUUUCCAAGAUGGCUUCAAACACAGAGGAACAUUACCACUUUGUCGAUGUCAAAUGCGAGCAUCUCAGGCGGCAUUACUAAUUGGCUCUACAACAUUUCCUCUAACAUUGAAUAUUUAGAUAUCUCAAGCAACAUGCUUAGAGGCCAAGUUCCCCGAGAUAUUGGAGACAAGAUGCCACGAUUAAGAGUAUUGAGACUUUGGGGUAAUAAUCUCACUGGCGGCAUUCCGAGUUCUUUGUGUAAGUUGAAUAGGUUGACUCGAAUUAAUCUCUCAAAUAAUCGAUUGUCUGGGAGACUUCCUCGAUGUUGGGGAGCAUUGCAAGAUUUAUGGGUUUUUGCAUUUGGGGAUAACCAAUUAAAUGGUCAGAUUCCGAAAUCCUUGUGCUAUCUUCAGCAAUUAUUCGUGCUUAGCCUAAAGAGGAAUGGCUUUACUGGAGAAAUCCCAAUAUGUUUGUCAAAUCUACCUAUGAUGAUCCUUGAUCUUAGCGACAAUGAAUUCACGGGUAGGUUACCUCCAUUUGGGAAACAUCCUCGACCCUUGGCAGUGAUCAAUUUAGAGAAAAAUCACUUUGUUGGAGGCAUUCCUCCACAAUUUUGCCGACUUCGCAAUCUCUGUUUCUUGAGCCUAGCACAGAAUAACAUUUCUGGACCCAUUCCCAAUUGUAUUGACGGCUUCUCGUCUAUGGUUGAUUCUGCGUAUUUUGCGGGUUUUCCGAACAUGAACGGUCUCAAUUUCAUGGUUAACACAAAGGGAACCAGCCAAAUAUAUGGUGAUGUGCUUUCAUACUACUUCUCGGUCGAUCUUUCUGCAAACAUGUUGGAUGGGCAGAUACCAACAGAGUUCACUAGGCUUCUCGAACUUCAAAAUCUGAACCUCUCUCGGAAUAAUUUGAGUGGACACAUCCCCUCAAACAUUGGUGACUAGAAAAAAUUAGAAUCUCUCGAUCUUUCCAGAAACAAACUGUCAGGUACAAUCCCUCCGAGCAUAUCCGACAUUGACUUCCUUAGUCAUUUGAAUCUGUCUUUCAAUAGACUGUCCGGCCCUAUUCCAUCCGGCAACCAUCUGCGUACUGUGGAUGAUGAAUCUGUUUAUCGUGGCAACAACGGACUCUGUGGAGCUCCUCUUUUGAAGAAUUGUACUAGAGACGAGCCACAUGGUAAUGAUGGACACCAUAGUGAUAAUUCCAAUUGAGAUAAGCCUAGCGAACACGGUUUGGACAUCCGCAACUGGUUCUAUGCAGGAUUGGGACCUGGUUUUACGGUGGGAUUUCUGGGAUUCUGUAGCAUCUUGCACUUCAAGCGAUAUUGGAGGGUCUCUUACUUUCGAGCAUUGGAUAGGGUCAUCGAGAAAUUCUCAAUGACAGCGAUGAUCACCAUGCUUUGGUUCAAGAGAACAUUUCGACAACGCGAAUAGGAGCUUGUUUAGCAGAAGAGUUAGAGAGCUGGUGGAACUUGCCCUACUUUGAAGAACUGCUUUGUAUUAUCAGAUGGACGGAAGAAAGUCCGUUCAAAGCAAUAAACAGAAUGUGUUUCAAGCCUUCAACUUUUCUCUUUCCUCUCUUGUCAAUUUGUAGUACGUGGAAAUAUGAAUAUGUUAAGUUGCGUGGACCAGUCAACUUGACAGGAACUACUAUGGAUAUGUGUCAUUCGAUAAUUUCUUUUAGUUGCCAUUACAGAAGUAAAAAGCAUCAUCGAUUUUCCCACACCGACUUGAGGGCGAGUAUUAGGAUACAUACUUCCCUAGUUUGUGUAGAUAGUAUCUUCAUUUCAAAUUUUAAUUAUCAAUG
Molecule: messenger RNA, 3251 nt
Organism: Syzygium oleosum
Lineage: Eukaryota; Viridiplantae; Streptophyta; Magnoliopsida; Myrtales; Myrtaceae
Product: receptor-like protein EIX2
Exons: 2
Coding region: 425-2389 (654 amino acids)
Molecular function (GO): protein binding
Source: RefSeq, a predicted model, not a curated record